AUGGCACUGGCGGAACUAGCAAAACUAAAGGCUCAACUGGUAGAUCUUCUAGACAAGGGUUUUGUCCGUGCAAGCUCAUCACCCUGGGGAGCACCAGUACUAUUCGUCAAGAAAAAGGACGGAAGUAUGCGGCUUUGCAUCGACUACCGAGGAAUCAACAACAUCACCAUCAAAGACAAAUAUCCUCUACCAAGAAUUGAUGAAUUGUUGGAUCAAUUAAGAGGAGCAAGUUGCUUCUCCAAGAUCGACUUAGCUUCAGGAUAUCAUCAAAUCCCCAUCAAAUACCAGGACGUAAUGAAGACGGCGUUCAACACUCGCUACGGACAAUACGAGUUUGUAGUCAUGCCAUUUGGAUUAACCAACGCACCGGCGGCGUUCAUGCGGUUAAUGAACGAAGUAUUUCAUGACUACUUAGAUAACUUCGUGAUCAUCUUCAUUGACGACAUCCUAAUCUACUCAAAGACCAAGGAAGAGCAUCAACAACACUUGAAGAAAGUCUUGGAGAGAUUAAGAGACCAAAAGCUCUACGCAAAUUUCAGCAAAUGUCGUUUUUGGAAACGAGAAAUAGGCUUCUUAGGACACCGAGUUUCUGAACAAGGCAUAUCAGCAGAUCCAGAGAAGAUUGAAGUAAUAAAAGGAUGGCCGACACCAAGCAAUGCAACAGAAGUGAGAAGUUUCUUUGGAUUGGCCGGCUAUUACCGAAAAUCUGUUAAUGGAUUCUCAUCCAUAGCCAAACCCAUGACAAAGUUAACCGGGAAAGGAAUUCCCUUUGUAUGGAGUGAAGAAACGGAGGGAGCAUUCAACAAACUUAAGGAGGCGCUAACCACAACACCGGUUCUAACCUUGUCCGAACCUGGAAAACCAUAUGAUGUAUACGCAGAUGCAUCGAGAGUUGGACUUGAAUCUGUCCUUAUGCAAGCAGGAAAGGUGUUGGCGUACGCAUCAAGACAACUACGGAAGCAUGAAGAAAACUACCCAACUCAUGACUUAGAGAUGGCGGCAGUAGUAUCCACACCAAGAAUAUGGCGGUCUUAUCUCUAUGGGGAGAGUGUUCAAGUAUUUAUGGAUCAUCAAAGCCUUAAAUAUUUGUUCACUCAGAAAUGA
Microthlaspi erraticum is the source of this 1104-nucleotide messenger RNA. Lineage: Eukaryota; Viridiplantae; Streptophyta; Magnoliopsida; Brassicales; Brassicaceae. The record is from the annotation of a GenBank genome assembly.